Lagopus muta (rock ptarmigan) is the source of this 3702-nucleotide messenger RNA. It is a transcript of the gene CACNB2, whose product is annotated as calcium voltage-gated channel auxiliary subunit beta 2. The record is from RefSeq and is a predicted model, not a curated record. NCBI's taxonomy places the organism in Eukaryota, Metazoa, Chordata, Aves, Galliformes, Phasianidae. Gene Ontology annotation, cellular component: voltage-gated calcium channel complex. Bases 120 to 1592 code for a protein of 490 amino acids. The transcript is spliced from 14 exons. Gene Ontology annotation, molecular function: high voltage-gated calcium channel activity; protein binding. Gene Ontology annotation, biological process: chemical synaptic transmission; neuromuscular junction development; regulation of voltage-gated calcium channel activity.
CUCGGCCCUUCCGCCCGCUCCCCGGCAUGGCCGGGCGCUGAGGGGCGCCGCGCCGCCCCGCCUCGGCUCUGCCCGCUUCUGCCCCGCCGCGGGGCUCGGCUCUGCCCGGCUUCACGCCAAUGGUCCAGAGCGACAUGGCCAAAUCGCCUCCCAGCCCGGCGCAGGAGGUGCCGAUGGAGCUCCUGGACAACCCCCUGCCCGCGGCGGCAGCGCAGUCUUAUGGUAAAGGGGCAAGAAGAAAAAAUCGGUUUAAAGGAUCAGAUGGGAGUACAUCUUCUGACACUACCUCUAAUAGUUUUGUACGCCAGGGCUCGGCGGACUCCUACACCAGCCGUCCAUCUGACUCCGAUGUAUCUCUGGAAGAAGACAGGGAAGCAGUGCGGAGAGAGGCAGAGCGACAGGCCCAGGCACAGUUGGAAAAAGCAAAGACAAAACCUGUUGCAUUUGCAGUUCGGACAAAUGUUGGUUAUAGUGCAGCUCAUGAUGAUGAUGUUCCAGUCCCAGGCAUGGCCAUCUCAUUUGAAGCUAAAGAUUUUCUUCACGUUAAAGAAAAAUUUAACAAUGACUGGUGGAUAGGACGGUUGGUAAAAGAAGGCUGUGAAAUAGGAUUCAUACCAAGCCCAGUCAAACUAGAAAACAUGAGGCUGCAGCAUGAACAGAAGGCAAAGCAAGGGAAAUUCUACUCCAGUAAAUCAGGAGGAAACUCUUCAUCCAGUCUGGGUGACAUAGUUCCUAGCUCCAGAAAAUCGACGCCUCCAUCAUCUGCUAUAGACAUAGAUGCCACUGGCUUAGAUGCAGAAGAAAAUGAUAUUCCAGCAAACCAUCGCUCCCCCAAACCCAGUGCAAACAGUGUAACAUCACCCCACUCCAAAGAGAAAAGAAUGCCCUUCUUUAAGAAGACAGAGCACAUCCCUCCCUAUGAUGUAGUGCCUUCUAUGCGACCUGUAGUUUUAGUGGGACCUUCUUUGAAGGGAUAUGAGGUAACAGAUAUGAUGCAAAAAGCAUUAUUUGAUUUUUUAAAACAUAGAUUUGAAGGGCGUAUAUCAAUUACACGAGUCACAGCAGACAUCUCGCUUGCCAAACGCUCAGUAUUAAACAACCCCAGUAAGCAUGCGAUAAUAGAGCGAUCCAACACAAGAUCAAGCUUAGCUGAAGUUCAGAGUGAAAUUGAACGGAUUUUUGAAUUAGCAAGGACACUGCAGUUGGUAGUGCUCGAUGCUGACACCAUAAAUCACCCAGCACAACUGAGCAAAACCUCUCUGGCACCCAUUAUAGUAUACGUAAAGAUUUCUUCUCCUAAGGUUUUACAGAGGUUAAUAAAAUCUCGAGGGAAAUCUCAGGCCAAACAUCUUAAUGUUCAGAUGGUGGCAGCUGAUAAACUGGCACAGUGUCCUCCUGAAAUGUUCGAUGUAAUUCUUGAUGAGAACCAGCUGGAAGAUGCUUGUGAGCACCUUGCUGACUAUCUGGAAGCCUACUGGAAGGCCACACAUCCACCUAGCAGCAAUCCUCCUAACCAGCUUCUUACUCGGACACUUGCAACAGCCACUCUUCCUAUAAGCCCAGGUCCAAAUAUUAACUUACAGGAGCUUUGAAUCUGAGGAAUGCUAGAGGUCCCAGUGAGCUCCAGUCUUCUUGUGUUUGUGUGGUACAAAACAACCUGUAGCAUUUCUGUUCAAAUGGACUGAAAAGAUAAAACUAAUGAAUGAGAAGGAAAGGUAGGAAGAUAAAACAGUUGAGCUGUACAUAGAGAAUCUUAUCAACCCUAGCUCUGUAUUUUUCCAAAGGAUUUCAGUAUAUGGAAGGAAUGGGAACAUUUGCAUGUAUAUGUCUGGUGUUAACCGUUUUUUGUCUAUCUUCUCAAAUGAAUAGAGAGGCUCACAUCUAUCAGUUGUUUGGUGUCACAGACACUGCGGAAGAAAGAAUUCUUGAAGAGGGACUGGGAGGAGGUGGGAGUGGCAGUCUCCAGGCCUCUUAAGGGACAGGACAGUAGGGAUGGAUAAGCAGAAGGAUUUAUACACAGAAGUGUUAAGAGUUGGAAGAAACUGUUCUGAAAUAGAUUCAUAAAAUUUAUCUACCACCUAGAAAGAUGAAUUUAUAGAUGCCAAGAAGCCUUGUCUAGAAUGCUACUGAAUUCACAUAGUGUUUGGCAUCAGGAAUCUAGAAUUUGAGAAGCCUUUGAGAAGCCUUUGAGAAUUUAUUCUUCUCAAGGCAUAAAAUAUGAAGGGUACCUUCUAAAGACUUGGCCCCAGUUAGUUAAGGCUGGUCUUAAAGCUACAGGAAUUGAUUGGAGGGCUUAUUUUCACAUAUGUAGAAUAUGUAGAAUGAUGCCCUUACUAUAAAUGGAGAGUAAGGAGAGUCAGUCCUCCUCAUCAAACCCUGAAUCAACGUGGAGAACUGUUUUCACUUUUCCUUGCAUGGUUGCUCAUCAAGAUCCUUUGCAUUCUCUAUGUGCAGCUCCUGCUCAGUUCUCAUGCCCCGCCAUACUUAAUCUUCCCUACAAAAUCAUUAGCCAUUGCCAUUUUUAAGCUCUGUUGGGUUGUAAAGUCAUGUUGGUGUUCUGUGACAACUGCUUAGGAUGGUCCAUUAUCAUUCCCUUACCUGGAAUGCAGUGACCGGUCUGAUUGAUUUAAUCAGGGUCUGUCCUGAGAAAAAAGGUUACAGUACCUAAAGUACCUCCUGUGGUAGCUGCUGAAGCCUCCUCCAGAGGUGUUUUUGUUUCUGGAUACAUUUGACCUCUGAUCAAGCUGUUUCCCAAAUGGUCAUUCUGAUAAAUCUCUUUUAUGUUCCUGCAGUUUUGACUUAAAUUCUAUUCCCUCCAUGACAAUAAAGCACACUGCAAACAACUGUUACACAGUCUAAAGGAAGAACAGAGAAUAUUGUUACAUUCUUUUUCAGAGUGUAACAUAGUAUUUCUGUUGUGCAUUUACUUACAUUUCUUACUUUACUGCAGAUUGUUUACCAAAAUUUUAGUUGUUCAUUCAUCUUUAAAAUACAUGGAUCACAUUUUAUUUCAGAUGUUUUUAAUCAGAUGUUAUCAGUUAAAUUUACUGUUUGGCAAUUUGUCUAUAAUUUAUUUCCCCCCCCCUUUUUUUUUUUUUUUUUUUUUUUUUUUUUUUUUUUUUUUGUGAAACAAGCCGUGACAAAUAUCAUCUCACAGUGAUUUUAUAGACAGUUUCUUCUUAUAGCUUACUACUCUAGAGAUGUGUUCCUAUGCAGCCCCCAAAAGAGAUUUAUAUCAGAUAUAAUAGAAAUCCAGCUGGUUCUUCUAACUUAUCUGUCUCCUCCUUACUUGAUUCUUGCCACUUAUUGUAUCAAAGUGGAUUUGCUCAUAAUUUUUCAGUAGUGAACAAGAAACUGUAAAAAAGAAGGCUAUUUGUAUUUUAAAUUGCCUACUCCAAAUCAUUUCUUGUCAAAUGCCAUGACUAGCCUGUUUCCCCCAGUCUAAAAGUUGGUGGGCUUCUAUCACAAGUCAAAAGGAAGAAGCUGUGGAAUAAUGUCAUACAAUACUAGGCUGCUGUUUUAAUAUUUUUUAUAUUGAUGGAGAUAAAUAUUUAGAUUUGGCACUAUUACUAAUCACUAUUUCUACAAAUAGGGAAAGGUACUUUUCAGAUUCUGGCUUUUUUUUUUUUUUUAAUAUAUAUAGACAGGAUCUGAUUGUAUAUCUAAUCUAUAUAUAUAUAAAUAAAUAUAUAUAUAUAUAUA